Paracoccidioides lutzii Pb01 is the source of this 810-nucleotide messenger RNA. RefSeq lists its product as hypothetical. The coding region runs from base 1 to 810 and encodes 269 amino acids. The record is from RefSeq and is a predicted model, not a curated record. The transcript is spliced from 6 exons.
AUGACGCAUUCUAUUAUGUCAUCGUCAAGAGCACCUGGUCAUAAUCAAUACAGCGGCCUUCACCAAAAAUCAGAGCUCCUUGAUGAAACUUCCAACCUCUUCGUCCACCAACAGUACACCCAAGAUAAUCUGUGUGUCAUUGGGGAAACGCCCUAUAAUCGACAAGUUCUGGCAGACAUGCCUCGGCGAGCAAGAAGCAUGGCCCCAGAUGUGGACACAGGUUUCCAAAGUGCCAAGCAUGCCUUUGAAUUUCUGGAAGAGAGCUGGAGGUUUAGUUAUGGCGCGUAUGAACUUUUGCUACAAGACGCAAUCCGGGGACUUUCAGAUGCAGGGAAGCGGAGAGAGCUGGGAUGGAGUUGGGCUGUGUUUGAGUUGGAUUGUGUGUUAGGUGGAAUGGGCGCCCACAACAGUGUUAUUGGGAGCUGGGGAAAGGGAGAAGCGGUAUUUUACAACAUGGAUACGUUGAUGGAUGACAAUGGUUCAAUCUGCUUGAACGGGUCUGGGAGGAAGAAUGGUUCCAAUAUAGACGAUUGGAUGUAUAGAGGCAUACGUACGCACCCAGCGUCGGAGGCCGAGAAUAUGCGGGUUGUAAUUAUCCGGGUAGAUAUGCAGACAGAUAAACGGACAACAGCAGGGCAGACCGACUCAGCUGCCAUUUCAAACUCAAAGCCAGGCAAGUCAGGAGGCUAUGGGAUGUUCAUCGGAACUUCCUUCAGAAUGGUCAGAGAGUAUCCUGUUCAGCAACAGAUGGGGAUCGACGCGGUAUUGAACGGUAAAAAGAAAAAUGGAUUCGCUGGAACCGUAUUUUGA